Molecule: messenger RNA, 2261 nt
Organism: Harmonia axyridis
Lineage: Eukaryota; Metazoa; Arthropoda; Insecta; Coleoptera; Coccinellidae
Exons: 6
Coding region: 256-675 (139 amino acids)
Source: RefSeq, a predicted model, not a curated record
UUCAUUUCAGAUUUCCAUCUGAUACCGAAAAGAGAGGAAUUUGGGCUUCGCUCCUUGGAUUUGAAAGCGUUAAUUUCACUAAGAAGUUGGUAUUUAUUUGUUCGAACCAUAAGGCCAAAUGGAAAAUUCCUCAAGCCAGAUGUUGUCCCAUUACCUUAUCAUACAACAUUCGAGAUUUCAAAUGAAAGUUCAGACACAGUAUCCGAGCAAGUAUCCGAACAAGAAGAUAGUCGUAUCAGCCCAACUACAGAGACAAUGUUGUUUGGAGUGGCAAGUAACCAGUUUGAUGUUGAAGCUCUGUCUGAAAGCUCAUCAUCAUCUUCAGCAACUCUUACUGCUUCAUCUUCAGUUACUCUUACAGCCUCAGAGUGUGAAAACGAACUUUCUAAGACAAUUUUUGUUGAACCAUUAUCCCAAAAUGUUCCAAGAAAAAAAAGAAAGAGGAGCUAUUUUGGCGAUUUGUCAAGCAGUGAUUUCUCGACACCAGAGAAGCGAAGGAAAAGUUUUCACGGUAUAAAGAAAAUUGUCAGAAAACAAAAAGUGGGAAUACAUUCUCUUCAAAAUAAGGUUCGUCGUCAAAGGCUUCGAAUAACAUCAUUGAAAAGUUUGGUGUCAUUUUUGAAUGGAAAGUUUCGUUUAUCAGAGGAAUCAGAACACACAUUAUUGGUUGUUUGAAUUGGCAUGUAACCUGAAUGAUGUCAGAGCUCUGUCCAAAAGUUCAUCAUCUCCAGCAACUCUUACUGCUUCAUCUUCAGGUACCCUCACUGCCUCAUAGUUUGAAAACGAACUUUACAAAUUAACUUUUGUUGAAUCACCAUACCAAGAUAGAGGAGAAAGAGGUGCUAUUCUAGCGAUAUGUCAAGCAGUGAUUUCUUGACACCAGAGAAGUGACUCAGAUACUUUACCAGAACCAAUAAAAGUAUUAGAUUUUAUGUUAGUCUGCAUUAAUGGUUCAUGGAAGAUGCCUGUUGGAUACUUCUUAUUGAAUGGAUUAUCUGCAGUGGAAAAAUUAAAAUUAUUGAAAAAAAUGCCUUGAAUUCAUCAAUGAGAGUGGAAUCACAGUUACAUCAAUUACAUUCGAUGGCACUGUAACAAAUUUUUCAAUGGCAGAGAAGUUGGGCGCAGAUUACAGUAAUCAUUCUGAUCUGAAAACUAGCUUCAUAGAUCCCAUCACAAAAAAUGAGAUUUUCGUUUUUUAGAUACCUGUCAUAUGAUCAAACUUGUUCGGAAUUGUUUUGCUUUACAAAUUUGUCUGGAGGAUGGUAGUCAGUGAAAGAUCCAAUGUACUUUUGUGGAGAGAUUAGUAGACGUCCUCAGUAGAGAGCCUAUAUUUUUGAAUUUGGUGACUUGGUAUAUGUUGAAAAUAGUAACAAAAUCAAUAGGAAAACAUUAGAAGAACUCAGAAUCGGUCCUGUCCGGAUUUUAAAGAAAAUUUCUUAUUCAAUUUUUGAAAUAGAAUAUGGUCACAAGAAAAAAGAAUCAAAAAUUUUUUAUAUAUUAAGUAAGUUGAGUACAUAUAUUCCAUUAUGAUGCAUUGAUUAUUCAAAUAUCAUUUCAAAAGUAUUGUAAGAAGUUUUUAGUUUGUUCAUUUUUGAUUGGCUAUCUAUUCUUGAUUCUGGUUAUAGGUUAGUGUAAUGUUAUGAUUUUGUAUUCAUUGAAUGAAAACUUGUUGUACUGAAACAUUAAUCAAGAAAAGUCAAUAGAACAAAACAAUAUCAGAAUUAUGUGUAGGUAUAUUAAAAUUUAACUCUGUUUUAGUUCAAAAUAACAACUAGCUGUGAAUUGUUUUUUUUUUGCCAGGUGUUAAGGAAUGAAAUCUUGUCAAAAACUGUAGGCCCCGAUACCAUAAUAUGUAAUUGAUUGUUUCUUGAAAAAAUAAAUCAUUUGUUUGGGAGCUGUAGGUAUCUAGUCAAGCAUCAGCAUACAAUUAAAUAUCUCAGAUAUACUAAACUCAAUUAAAUAUGCCAUAUCUGUAUCUACCCUUUGUAUUAUUUGUAUUUUACAAUAAAUUGCUUGAUGACAUCAAAAGAUUAAAUGAACAAAGUUUCGAUAAAAAAGUAAAGGAAUUAUUGCUGCAGAACACAAUAUACAGCCUAAAAGAGUUUUAAAAUGUUUGUGUAUGUAAUUUGUUUUUUAAACCUGAUUGAAUUUUUAUGACAAACCGUGAAAAUUAUUGACAGUGAAUAUUUAUAGUGUACAAUGUGAUGUAGUACAUAUGUAAAUAAAUAUUAUUAUUAUGAAGUUUUGUUACUUCAAGGCUA